AAGUGCAAGAAUUCGAUUGGAAAUUAAUAGAAAAGUGGUCUAUACAUGAUCAAAUCGCCCCAUACUGGAACUUCUAUUGCAUACAUUUGAGAAGGAGAAGAAGAAACACCAGUCUUGUAUUUUGCCUCCGGAAUUAUUCUCCUGUCCAACGUAUUAAGACGUAUAAGAUAUCCAUCGUGAACUAAAGAAAAGUGCCAAAGUGUUUAAGAAAAAAUAAACUAAUUUAUAGAAAAUUCAAUCCAUUUUCUUCCCACUUCUUCUUUACCAAUCGUCUUGGAGAAAGGCACAAGAAGUACAGUUAGAUAUGCAGAGAGAACUUGAAUUUCAGUUGGUAACGCCUUUGUACAUUCAACACCUCUAAGUGAUAGUACCAUAGUGAUCUUUAUGGCGGAGGUGUAAAAGACUUUUUGUGCAAAAGACAUCCUCAUCAAAUCAAAAUCUUUUUGUACACAAAAGACACAUUUUGGGUGAUUGAUAAGAAAAGGAGUGUAUCUUUUUAUGACAAUCAACCGUACCUCACAGUAACUUUAUCGAGAUUCACCAUAUAGCAGUGAGGAACUUUCCAGCGACUGAAGAUAUUAAAUAACGUGUUCAGAAAUUUAAGAGAAAGAUAUGAGGCGUGGAAUUUAGUUGAUUAAGCGAAAAUGCAUGAGCUCUUCGUAAAAGUUCUGACUAAGAGGGAUCUCUCCAGAGCUGGAGAUCUCUUUUCCGUGGCUGAUGUUGACAUUGUGAAUGAUCUCACAGACGUGCUCACACAGAUUGAAUUGAUUAUUUCGCAAGCAGAUUACUUGCAAAAUAAGAAUGAUCAAUCGGUGAUGGAAAUUUGUGUGACACGAGUGACAUCGUGCAUACGUGAGACAAAGACUGUGGAGAGGCACUGUCCCGCUCUGGUAAGUCUUCUGGACUCAUGCCUCAAGCAGAAUCUUCAACCGUUAUCCGGCGAAGAUCCGCCACAUGCCAAAAUAUCAGCCGACUUAAUAUCAAGCAUCUUUCUCAACUACAACAAGAAAACUGUAAUGGAAAUGGCUUUGCCAGUGGCUGUGAAAUUUCUCCAAAAGGGCAAUAAGGAAUUGGCCAAAAAUUUGGCCAGUUAUCUCUCACUGGCCGCCAUUGAGUAUGCUUAUUUGUUGAGCCCCCAUGUGCAGUCCAUUAUAGAUUCAAUCCUUGCCGGCAAUUAUGGAUUGUGUCAAAUAUUGCCACAAAUUUAUGAAGUUGCUCCACAUUCCUUAGAUCAGCAUACACUGCUGCUCAUUUCUUUGCUCAAUCGCUGCGACACGCAGGAGAAAUUGGCACUUCUUCAACUAUUUGCAUUGAUUGCCAAAAAUAAUCCAUCUGCACUGGAAGACAACAUUCCCCACUUGUGUGAAUCUCUACAGGAGACAGCAACAGUUUCAGCCACAUUAAAUGUACUACUGAAACUAGCUGAAGAGAUACCGUCUCGUAUUCAUGAUCACUUUGAUAACAUCAAAAUAGCUGCUGAAAAGAAUCCACAGACUGUGGCACUGGCAUCCCAAGUCUUGGCAACUUCGGGUAAAAUAAAUCGAACACGUGCUCAAUUUGCCCUUGAUUUUGUCCUGCAACAUCUACCCCACGCUGAUCGUACAUCACAAACCAUUUUACUGAGGGAAGCAACAAUGCUCUGUUCUACAUAUCCCAUCCUCUUCACGGACAAGGUACUUGCGUGCGUCCGUCAGAGGAACAAUACAUCGCAGCAAUCAUCAAUCUCAACAUCACCUAGCACAUCAUCUGCCUCCCCAAUUUCGGGCAAUCAAAUGUCAGGCGGGGUAACAAUUGUCAAGCUCAAUGUAGUUCCCGUCCAGACACCCGUCUCUGUUACGAGCAGUGGGAAUUCUGUGACGACAACCGUGAUAAAUUCUACAUCAAAUGGAACGGCCACAGUCCAUGUUCCGCCCCAGCCAGAAAAAACAUCUCACGUCGUCACAAUUCCCACAUCAACAACAUCACAAAAUUCCAACAAUGCCAUGAACGGGAAUACCGUAGUUUCACCUCCACACACUGGCUACACUCGUCGUGCAAAAUUGGGUGAUUCACGGAGUACGGGACGCCUUCAUUCCACCGGGAAUACUCAUCGGAGUAUGACACGACUUAAUAUUGCCGGUGGAUCUGUAGGUGGACUGCACAAAAGUAUGACUCGUCUCAGUUCAUCUCAGCAAAUAAACCAACAACAGAAUAAUACAUCCAAUCCCAACAAUGUCAACACCAAUUCCAGUGGGAGUGUAUCCCAAAUUAAUGGCGUGAGUGCCACAGGCCCAAGCUACGUCACACCUGUGCCCCCACUCAGCAGCAAUGUCAUCAUAACAGGUCACAACAAAUGGGGCAUUCCCUCAACCAAGAUCACCUCAGGUGGCGUCACAGUGACCACAAGUCCACCUCGGGGAGUUCGGCCUCAUUCACAGGGCCUCAGCACCCUACUGGGCUCCAGUGGUGGCCUAGGUUCAAUCACCAGUCAGAGCAAUAGUGUAUCUGUACAACAUGCAUCUCCAGCACCAUCAUCGGCUGGCACUAGCUCCUUCCAGCAAUCGGUAAUGACUCUGCCCAUCAACACACUUUCGUCAAAUGCCGUGGGCAGCAAUCAAGUAUCCGUCUCUGGGCCAGUAACUGUCACAUCACGACGAAACGACAAUACGAGUAUCACACUCCUCAAUGCCAAUCAUCAUUCUACCAAUCAGAGGAUGAGUGUUUUUGAACCCUGUCCAGAACGAGACACCAUCCAACAUUUCUCAGAGAAACACUUUGAUAAGAUUAAAGUGUAUAUUGAAAGUGUUGAGCAGCGAUUGCCUCCAGCAGCGAAAUGCACAAUUGAAGAGCGUCGUUCAAAGAAAUUCGCAAAGCUCCACUUUGCUUGCCAAGCCCGUGGUCCCCAUUGUCUGUACUCCAAAACUUUCUUCACGAUGCGAACACGAAAUCCCAAGACAUGGAUUCAUUUAAUGUUUCUCGAUCAGCAAUCACGAGCCCAAACAGCCCUAAGUAGCCGAGAUCCUGCCGUUAGUAGCCUCCGGCAUUGUUGGGAUAUUCUCAAAUGUGAAAAUAAAUCAUUUGUGACACUGGCCACGAGUGCCUUUCCCUCUACAAAGGAUACAGACGCUCUGGUUAAUGAACUAAGGAAUUCGGGCUUCUUUGACGUGUUCGAACUGGGACCAGUCAAUGGGAAUUCAACAAAUGGUAGAACAAGUUCUGAGGAUUUACAACUCCAAUGGGGCUGCUUCCUUUGCAAUCAUCCCGAGAAAGCAAUGGGAUUCCUGCAAGGAAACACACAGCCGGUGAUUGAGGGUCAAUUGAAAGAGAAAAAGGGAAAAUGGCGUCUUUUUAGACGCUGGAGAACACGAUACUUUACACUAUCUGGCGCGCAUUUAUCCUGCAAGGGUUCUAGUGGCGGAGAAAGCAUUGAUAUCAAUCAAAUACGUUCCUUAAAAGUAUCACGAGGUGCUAGAAAUAUUCCCAAAGCCUUUGAAAUCUUCACAGGAGAUCAAACAUUAAUUUUGAAGCCGAAAGAUGGCAAAAAUGCUGAAGAGUGGGUUCAGUGCCUUAGCAUUGUUGUGGCCACAUCACAGGCCAGAGAUCAACCCUCGAAUAAGACAAAUAGUCUGCCUGCGAGGAGCAUAGGAAAUAGCCGGACGGCCUUCUAAUAUAAUCUUUUAUGAUUUAUCUAAAGAAAGUGCGCUAUUCUCUUAUCACAUGUGCUUCCAAUAUGUAUUGUUAACAUGGAAUAAUAUUUUUUAUUAAUAUACAUAUUUUGAAUUUA
Molecule: messenger RNA, 3763 nt
Organism: Phlebotomus papatasi
Lineage: Eukaryota; Metazoa; Arthropoda; Insecta; Diptera; Psychodidae
Gene: melt
Product: protein melted
Exons: 10
Coding region: 645-3647 (1000 amino acids)
Biological process (GO): regulation of signal transduction
Cellular component (GO): plasma membrane
Molecular function (GO): phosphatidylinositol-5-phosphate binding
Source: RefSeq, a predicted model, not a curated record